AUCGCAACAGUGUAAUUCGACGUGCAUUAUCGGAAUCUCUUGCUUUGAAGGUGAUAUUUCUUAAUUGCUUUCAAACUUCGGAACUGGAAAACAUGAUGUGUUGAGCCUUUUAAGCUUAUAAUCUAUUUUCUCUCAUCCAAAGUUUAAAGCUUUUGAUUUUGAUUGUAACAUAACUAUGUAUUUAAGAGAUGGGUGUUCCUUAUUGUUGAAAUUGCGUAAACCUUCAAUCCCAUUUGUGCUCAACACAAACCCAAUUUUCAAUCUUGAUAAACCCCAACCCCAACCCCAACCCUCUCCUGUUCAAGAGUCCCAUGUGGUGAAGGUGUUGAAACAUGAGCAAGAUAUUGUGUUGUCACUUGAAUACUUCAAAUCCUUGGCCAAUUCCAGAGCUUUCAAACACACCCAUUUGACAUACCAUGUUAUGAUUGAGAAGCUUGGGAGAAAUUGUGAAAUGGAUGGGGUUCAAUAUCUCCUGCAACAGAUGAAGCUGGAAGGGGUAGCUUGUUCUGAAGAUUUGUUCAUAUGUGUGAUGAAUUCCUAUAGGAGAGCAAGGUUGGCUGAUCAAGCUUUAAAGAUGUUUUAUAGGAUCAGGGAAUUUGGGUGUAAGCCCACUGUCAAGAUAUAUAAUCACUUGUUGGAUGCCUUGCUUGGUGAAAAUAGGUUUAAGAUGAUUAGUCCUGUUUAUAACAACAUGAAGGGGGAAGGAUUGGAGCCAAAUGUGUUUACAUAUAACAUCCUUCUCAAGGCUUUGUGUAAGAAUGGGAAGGUGGAUGGUGCUUGCAAGUUGCUUGUAGAAAUGUCGAAUAAGGGUUGUACUCCGGAUGCUGUGAGCUACACGACCAUAAUCUCUUCUAUGUGUAAGUUUGGUCAGGUAGAGGAAGCAAAGGAGCUAGCUAUGAGGUUUGCACCUGUGGUGCCUGUUUAUAAUGCUUUGAUCAAUGGAGUGUGCAAAGAAUACAAAAUUAAGGAGGCCUUUGAUUUGAUGAGUGAGAUGGUGGAUAAGGGUAUUGACCCAAAUGUUGUUAGUUACUCUACUAUUAUUAGUUGUCUUUCUGAUAUGGGGAAUGUUGACCUGUCUCUUGCACUUUUGGCCCAAAUGCUUAUGAGAGGAUGUAGCCCCAAUGUUCAUACGUUUACUUCCUUGAUAAAAGGUUAUUUCUUGGGAGGGAGACUAGGUGAUGCUCUUGGCUUGUGGAAUCUUAUGAUUCGGGAGGGAGUUAAGCCCAAUGUUGUCUCAUACAACACUCUCAUAUAUGGUCUGUGCUCCAAUGGGAAUAUGGCUGAGGCUAUUUCUAUUUGUAAUCAGAUGGAGAAAAAAUUUUGCCAUCCAAAUGUGACCACAUAUAGCACUCUUAUAUACGGGUUUGCAAAGUCUGGGAAUUUGCUUGGUGCUUCUGAAAUAUGGAACAGGAUGAUAAAUUGUGGUUGCCAUCCUAAUGUUGUGGUAUACACCUCCAUGGUUGACGUCCUUUGUCAGAACUCUAUGUUUGACCAAGCUUAUCAUCUUAUUGAUAAUAUGAUCACUGAUGGUUGCCCUCCAACUGUUGUUACAUUCAACACAUUUAUCAAGGGCUUAUGUGGUGGUGGAAGAGUAGAAUGGGCAGUACGUUUGCUUGAUCAGAUGGAGAAAUAUGAGUGUUUGCCUAAUAUCAGAACAUAUAAUGAGUUGUUGGAUGGUCUGUUUAGGGUGAACAGAUUCAGAGAAGCUUGUGGACUUAUAAGGGAGUUGGAAGAAAAGAAGAUGGAGCUUAAUUCUGUUACUUAUAACACUAUUAUGUAUGGAUUUUCUUGUCAUGGAAUGCAAGAAAGGGUUUUGCAGCUUUUGGGGAAAAUGUUGGUAAAUGGAGUAAAGCCAGAUUCCAUUACGGUUAAUAUAAUUAUUAAUGCAUACUGUAAGGCGGGUAAGGUUAGUACUGCCAUCCAGCUUUUGGAUAAAAUUACUGCAGGAAAGGAAUUGUGUCCGAACAUAAUAGCACAUACUAGUCUUUUGUGGGGUAUCUGUAAUUGGUUAGGCAUUGAAGAGGCAAUUGUGUAUCUUCAUAAAAUGAUAAAUGAAGGAAUCUUUCCUAAUAUUGCCACUUGGGAUGUGUUAGUUCGAGGCUUCUUUAACAAUUUGGGUCAUAUGGGACCAAUCCGUAUCUUGGAUGAUAUCUUGGGAAAUGGAUAGUAUGCAAUUUUCAGCUUCUUCUAAGGGAUACUAAUGGCAUUCAGUUGUGGCGAUUUUCAACAGUAUGCAACUGAUGACGACUUUUCCAAACACUUAAUUUGGAGUAGGAGAAAGUGGGGGAGGACAGAACACAUGGUGAGAAAUCAAUAAAUUUUAAAAUUGAAUCUGGAUAGAAUCAUUAUGGGGAGGAAAAUUCUUUUUCAGAAUUUAAAUCUGGUUCUCUCUAAAUUGAUGCAGAAGUGAGUAGAAAGUUGGCAUGGUUUUUGUAAAUUUUUAUUUGAAGUGUACCCUUAUUUGCUGAAUUAUCAAAGAAGUCUAGAAGGGCAGACGUUUUUCUAAUUUUUGACAACCAAAAGCCAAGACUAGAACAUUUCUCCAAAAUUGAAGGUCAUUGCCGCAAGGAACUCAGUCAUAUCCUGCUACCAUUAUUCAUGAUACAAGAUGA
This is a messenger RNA of Gastrolobium bilobum, 2612 nucleotides long. RefSeq names its product pentatricopeptide repeat-containing protein At3g48810. The record is from RefSeq and is a predicted model, not a curated record. Gene Ontology annotation, molecular function: protein binding. The coding region runs from base 176 to 2167 and encodes 663 amino acids. NCBI's taxonomy places the organism in Eukaryota, Viridiplantae, Streptophyta, Magnoliopsida, Fabales, Fabaceae. The transcript has a single exon.